GUUAAAACACUUAAAAACGUGAAAUUAAAUUUAAUUAAAUAAAAUGAAGUGGAAAGAAAUACUUGCAAAUGGCUGUGACGUUACUUAUCGGCAUGGUCAUCGUGCUGUUGUUGCUAAUGACUGUAUAUACAUUUAUGGAGGAGGAAAUUGGAAAAUUUGCAAACAAUUAAAUGGAUAUAAUGUAAAGGAAAAUUUGAACUUUUUGCCAAAAUACAGCGGAAAAAUAUGUCCAGGCGUUGCAUGCUUUGGAAUGGUAAUAUCUGACGAAACAAUCAUCAUUUUUGGUGGAAUGGGUGAAUUUGGACUAUACUCGAAUAGUUUAUAUACAUUAAACAUAAAGUCGUGGUCAUGGAAGAAGCACAAUUUUCCUAAUAAAUACUUACCGGAACCGAGAAUUGGACAUUCAUUUACAAUUUCAGACGAUAAUAAAAUUUACUUAUUUGGUGGUUUGAUUAACGGUGAUCCAAAACCAAAUGAUAAAUUUACUCCCAAAUAUAUGAACGAUUUAUAUAUCCUUCAUAUGACUGAAAAUGACAAGUUUAUAUGGGAGAAGUUACCUACAGCUGUAGAAGGACCAUGUGGGCGAGAAUCUCAUUCAGCAGUUUUUCAUUACGACAAGAAGGAAAAUGUCAAGUUUCUUAUUGUUUUUGGAGGAAUGAAUACCAAUCGAUUAGGUGAUUUAUGGUUUCUUGACUUAAAUCAGUUUGUUUGGAUGCAGAUUUUGGUUUCUGGAAUUCCGCCUGCACCGCGUUCGCUUCAUUCUGCAUCAUUAAUUGGCACAAAAAUGUACAUUUUUGGUGGUUGGGUAGAUCGUAAACCAUUGAAAUCAGCAUUCGAUCCACCAUCAGUACGUUUUGAAACAACAAAUAGUCUCAGCUAUUUAGAUCUUGAUGAUUUGAAGUGGGUUCACUGUGACUAUAAUGAUGAAAAUCGUCCAAAAAACCGUGCAGGACAUUCAGCCGUGACAGUCGGCAAUCGAAUCUAUAUGUGGGGUGGUCGUUCGUGUUUUGCAAGUGCUGAGGAUGAUUCCGCUUGUACCAAAGAUUUUUGGUAUUUGGAAACAGAAAUUCCACCAAAAAUCUUAAACGUUUCUUUACUCAAAGCAACAAGAACUACGCUAGAAAUAGAAUGGGAUUAUGACAUCGAUAAUGCUGAAUGCUACAUAGUUGAAAUCCACAAGAUUCAUUUAGUUCCUAUUGAUAUAAGUAAGAUUCGCAUCAAGACCAACUUACCGAAAAUUGAAAAGGAAAAAUCUGUUGAUCAAUAUAAAGGAACUAGUAUCAAGCGCAAAUUAGAGGAAUUAGAAAUAACUGUAAGCAAGAAAUUCAACGCAGAUAAAACGAACGACAACUCAAAGUCUGAAGACAUUAUGAGUGACGGAAAGACAGAAGAAAACAAGAACAAAGAAAUUGAUGACAAAAAUAUCGACGUCGAUGAAAAUAAGAAUAUAAUAGAGGCUAAAAAUGAUGUUCAAGUUAAGCAUGAAAGUCCAAUCAAGUCUAUCCAAGGAAUUGACAAGGCAUGGCUUACUGUUGGCGUCUACAAAAGCAAUUCAUGCAUCGUUGAUGGGUUUUAUACAUUCAAAAUUAAUACGACGAAUUUAACUUAUCAAAACUGUCCCGAACCGAAAGACUUGAUUCCAGAACUUAAAGCACAUCUUACUGAAAAUACAAUGUAUGCAUUUAGAAUCGCAGCUAUCAAUUUGAUGGGGAUUGGCGAAUGGAGUAAAAUGUUUUACUUUAAAACUGCUGAUGUGGAGAUGCCAUCAAUGCCAAAUAACUGUAAAUUUAUUCCGUCGCCUCAAGGCUUGCGUUUAGCAUGGAAUCCUAAUCCUUUACAAGAAAAAAUCACUGCCUAUAGUGUUUUUAUCGCAAUCAAUAAGAACGAAGAAAAAAAUGAAUUCAGUUUCUUGCGACUGUACGAGGGAAUCCAACCAACAUGUAAUGUCUUACAAAACUACAUCAACUCUGCAUAUCAAGAAUAUUCAGGAUUAGAUACGUUUGUAAUCUUUCGAAUUACAGCUUGUAACAGUAUUGGAACUAGCUCACCUUUAUUAACAACCUAUCAACUUUAAUUAACUUUUAUGUAGAACAUUUUUUGAAAGACUUUGUAUUCCAAAAACAAUAACGGCUAGUAAAAAUUUGAAUUUUUA
Chironomus riparius is the source of this 2152-nucleotide messenger RNA. Lineage: Eukaryota; Metazoa; Arthropoda; Insecta; Diptera; Chironomidae. The record is from the annotation of a GenBank genome assembly.